Aspergillus calidoustus is the source of this 1211-nucleotide messenger RNA. The record is from the annotation of a GenBank genome assembly. NCBI's taxonomy places the organism in Eukaryota, Fungi, Ascomycota, Eurotiomycetes, Eurotiales, Aspergillaceae.
CUACUUGGAAAUGACAGACGGGACUCAGUUGCCCACCAUAGGGAUUGAAAUAGAAAUCUGAGCCGAGCACUUAGCGUCAACAUACACAUACCCAUACUCAACCCAUGACGUUCCGCCUAGCUUCUUAUAGGUCCGGAGUGGCACUUUCUGACUUCCCUACCUGCGAUUUCCUCUUUGGAAGGUUCCUGGUCUCGAGGCUCUAUCACCCAUGCCUUAUUCUGCCUCCAUUCGAAAUCCACGGCAGGCGUUUGUGCGUAGCCCCAAAUCGCAUAAAUGAAAAUGGAUUCCCCCAGUUUGUUAUGCUUAGCUCCCUUACCGAUUCCGUGUUCAACACCGCAACCCGCCUUCUCCCGCAGCCAUCAUGUCGCAGAGACCCUAUAUCAAUGACAACAAUGCGCCACCAAGCCGAGAGAAGGCCGACAACGGAAACUCUGCCCGACAUGCGAGCUCUGUUUUCGCUUCUGCACCGCAGGCACCUUCAUCGCCUAAUCAGCCAGUCCCAAGCCUUCUGACGUCUUUUGCUGUAUUUGACCCUUUCGCGAGCCCGGCUGCAGCGGCUGCCCAUCCUGGUCUGCUGGAGUACCAGACCGCCAACUGGAAUACCGCGACGACGGCUUCCGCGCACGGCACCCAGUCAGCAGGGUACAUGGGCAACCCCCUUGAGCAGCCUCUGAUGCAAACCGGCCAUGUGUAUCAUGCGAUCCAGCAACUCUCCAUUGGCGACGAUACGGUACCAAUCGGAGUCACCCCGGAGGGCACUCUCAUAUGCCUCUGGCCGAACUGUUCCCAUCGCAGCAGCUUUAGGCGCAAAGGUUGCAUCAAGCGCCAUACCAUAACGCAACAUAUCUUGCCUGGGGCUCACUGGUGCCAGUCGUGCGGAAAGAUGUUCAAUAGAUCGGAUAAUCUGCUGUCCCAUUGUCGCCGAAAGCAUCCCGAGAGCGCAUAGCCGCCACUUGUCUGCCGUUCCAUGCCUGUCGACGGGCUCGGUCCAUGGUCAUGCGAAGGAAAAGAAGGGCUGGUUGCUUUCGGUCCGGCAAUUUGUAUCUUAAAAUCGAGUAUCGUUAGCAACAAGAAAUCUCCGCUCAGCGCUGUCAUUACGUGUGAUUGCUUCCCGAAACAGCUCCCAACACAAAGCAGUCUUGGUCCUUAAACCUAGAAAAAUACACUACAAUUGUGUCCCGUAGGGCUUACCACAAGCACUGAGCCUGCCC